AUGUCAGCUUCGGAGCUUGAGACUCUUCGCCAGGAACUUGAGAAGGCGAGGCGUCUUCAACAGGACGCCGAAAAGGCGAAAGAGAAUGCUGAACGGAGGGAAGAGGACGCGAAGCUGGAACUCGAGAAGGCUCAGAAGCAAACCCAGCCCACCUCGCUCCCUGAAUUUCUGGAUGCUUGUCACGUUCACCUAUCUGUAGGCUUUUCCUCGCGUGUCAACCACAAAACCGGCACGCAAGGGUUGCCGGAGAAUGCGUCCUCCAAACUUCGACCUAACUAUAUCAGGGAGUGGACGACAUUCCCCCAGGAACAAUUGACAGUAUGGCAAGACCUUCUGAAUGUCGACUUUGCCUCAGAGCCCCAUUUUACGUCCCUGCAUACCUUAAAGGAGAUCGGGAAGGAUAUGCAGGUGAGACUGAUGGGCUCUGAGAUGGAUCUCUGUUUCUAUGAGCGUUAUACUGUCGAGGAUCGUGUCUCCCUUGUUAUCCGAACUCUCCAUAUGAACUCCCAGCUCCGUGACAAGUUUAAUAUCCUGGGCAAAGUGAUAUUUGAGAAUCAUGGCAAUACUAUAGACUCUGCUGAACGGAGUCCCGGCCCAAGUAAUAGCACCCCACAGCAAUCCCCCGUGCAAAAAAGGCGAAGGCAGGUCGAUGAACAUGGAGACGAUAUUCCCGCAAUGCCAACCGUAUGGUCAACGUCCUCUCGCCCGCGUGCCGACCAGUUCUGUGUUUAUAAUGCAGGAAGUGAAGGGAAUAUCCCUGUCUUUAUCAUUGAGUAUAAAGCACCACAUAAGCUUACCCUUGAUACCAUUGAAAAAGGGCUCGGCGAUAUAGAUGUCAAUGAGGUUAUUUGCGUUGCUGAGGAUGAUAGUAUAACAAAGAUUAUUCGUCGGCGAGUUGCCGCGGUUGUUACACAGGCGUUCUCAUAUAUGAUCCAAGGAGAGCUUGAGUUUGGAUAUAUAUGUACUGGGGAGGCUUUUAUCUUCCUUCGUGUCGCUGCUGAUGACCCUACUACGGUUUACUACUACCUUUCUAUCCCAAACAACGAUAUCAAGGAUACUACUGGCUGGAAUAUCGAUCCGGGGAAUAACAAGUUACAUCUUACGGCUGUCGGACAGGUUCUUGCUUUCACCCUCCGAGCCUUAAAAUCUCGACCCCAUGGCCAAGUUUGGAGAAAAAACGCAGAAGCUCAGCUAAAGCGAUGGGAGAUUGAAGAUGAUAGUAGGCUUUUUUCCCCGGAUAUACCAGAGCUUGAGAAGAUCAAAGGGAGGAAGUUGUCAGAGUAUAAACCAACCCAUAGGAGUAGAGACGAAUACAUACGUCUUACGCCAGUCAAAACAAGGUCGAGAAAAUUAUUCUCUGCAUCGUGCCGCGAUCCGGAGGCCAGUUCAGGCUCCAGUGAUGAUGACAAUGGAGGCGGCGGAUUUCCUCCAAGCAGCCCAACUGCUAUGCUUCCUCGCCGGUCUUCUAAUGUUAUGGUUGUCAUACCUCAACCUUCUUCACGGGACCCUCCUCCCCCUCCACCGACAGGGAGAAAACAAUAUACUUAUAAUACUGGACCAAUUGCACCUUGGUGUACCCAGAAAUGCCUCCUUGGUUUGCGUAACCGCGGCCCUCUUGACCCGGAUUGUCCAAAUGUAGCCAGUCAUGGCAACGGCCACCAUGUCAUUGAUGACCGCGAAUGUCGUGAGCUAAUCCGUGAGCAAAUCAUAGGGAAAGCAGGCCCCUGGGGCUGUGAGUCCAUGCAUCGCCACGGAACUUCCGCAGCAUUAUUCUGGGUUACCACUUUUCCAUACAGCUACACGCUUGUUGCAAAGGCGGUACCUAUUGAAAUGGUGAACCGUGCUAUUUACGAGGAGCGUAUAUAUAAACAUCUGAGUUCCAUUCAGGGUGUCAAUAUCCCUGUCUGCCUGGGAGCUGUCGAUAUAUCCCCAAGCCCCCUCUGGUACGAUGGUAUCUGUGCAGUAGUACGCUUGCUGCUUCUAGGACAUGCAGGGAGAGUCAUUAAACUCCAUGCCGGCCUGGAUAAAUUGAAAGAGUUCUUGCCCUCUGUACUGGAAUCUCUACAGGCAAUACACGGGCACCAGGUCCUCCACCGAGAUACACACAUUAACAAUAUGUUCUGGAAUGCAGAGAACAAACGUGUGAUUCUUAUCGACUUCGAACGAGCGAGGAUUAUUGACACAAAGUCUCCUGGGAAGACAUCUUUGAAAAGGAAACGAGAGGAAACGACCUCAUAUGCCAAGGGGAAGAACAUAGACUUGUUUAAAAUGGAGUUGCAUGCUGUAAAGGGUGUUAUGGCGUGA
Nannizzia gypsea CBS 118893 is the source of this 2304-nucleotide messenger RNA. RefSeq lists its product as hypothetical. The coding region runs from base 1 to 2304 and encodes 767 amino acids. Gene Ontology annotation, molecular function: ATP binding; protein kinase activity. The transcript has a single exon. The record is from RefSeq and is a predicted model, not a curated record. Lineage: Eukaryota; Fungi; Ascomycota; Eurotiomycetes; Onygenales; Arthrodermataceae. Gene Ontology annotation, biological process: protein phosphorylation.